UGUUCGCGGGCUCGAAAUUGAACCAAGAUGGCUGCCGAGAAAUGUGUGGAGAUUGUUCAGAGACUUUCAAAUACUUCGGUCCGAGAGUUAAUGAUAACUUUACAAGAUCUUAGUGCCCUUCUAAACAGCCCAUCUUUUAGUCUUCGUGAGAUAGCCCCUCACAUCCCGGUGCGUUUGUUGUUUGGCUGUUUCAGUACAACAAACGAUGAGCAAAUUUCACUGUGCAAAGGAAUUUUGAGCAAAUUGCUGUCUAUAGAGAAGGCAGAUGCAGUUAUAACUCAGUACCACGAUUUCAUUAUCGAAGGUUUGAACCAUCCACAGUCUGAGGUCCGCGAGUUUUGCUUGGGUGAGCUGGAAAGAUGCUCUACAACUGUUAACGGCCUUCUAGCUAUUUUGGACAAUGUGGAUAUCUUGGUUUACACUACUCGUGCUCUAAGCAACGAGAGCCUUGCUUGCGUAAAGCUGGCCUCAAAUACGCUUAUAAACACUGCAAAGCAUGAAUCCGGCCUGGAAAUUCUGUUUCAACAUCUCAUUCAGAGCGAAAUCGAGGAGCUACUGACGCAAAAGGAGGUUAUCCGGUUCAGGGUGUAUGAGCUCAUGGUGACUGUCCAAGGACUCUCUAAAAAAGCUUUUGAGUUAUGUAGGAAAUCAGGUGUUCUAGAAAAAUUGGCAAAAGAGCUUGAUGGAGAUGAUAUUUUGCUCCGAUUGAACAGCAUUGAGCUGCUGACGCAACUUGCAGAUUCAGGAACGAAUGGGCUGAUGUUUGUAGAAGAAAGUGGCACGGCAAACAAGCUAAACCAUUUGUUGAUAACUGCUGAAGCGGAUCCCCUGAUGUCUUUGAUGUUACCAAAUAUUAUCAGAUUCUUUGGUUAUCUGGCUCAGUCCAGACCAGCAGAAGUGACUCAGCAGUAUCCAGUGUUCUUGCAAAUUGUCAUCUCCUUCCUCACAGCUGCAGAUCCAUCACUUAAACUGAUUGCAAUAGAAACAGUUGGUGCUGUGUCACAUUCAGAAGCAGGACUACGAGUAUUAUUUGAUGACAAGAGCCGCAUUCAGGAGGUCAUGAAAAUCUUGUGCACAAACAUCAGUUCCUCCCAAGCUGAUGUGAAGACUCGUUCGCUGGAAACACUGGCCUUGAUUUUUCAUUCUACAGAAGUUCCCUCUGAGGAUUUGUCAGUCUUGACAAAAUCGCUCUUCAGUGCAAUGACAUCUAAUCCGUUUCAGGAGUUGAUGGAAAUUUCCAAACAACCUUUUCAAGAUGUUCACUUUGCUGUGUUGAAAGUGUUGAGAAGUCUUGCCAAGUACCGAUGGGCUCAAGAAAACAUGACCACUUGCCCAGGUUUCCUUGAGUACCUUUUGGACAGGAAGACAGAAACAGACAAGACUGGUAAAGAACUCAAGUAUGAGUUUAUAGCAGAACUUGUUCAUUCUCCGUUCUCAAAGGAAGUGUUUGACAAACCCAUUCAUUUACGACUGCGGGAGUAUGAACGUGAAGGGCCAUUCUAUGUUCGAGCUGAGGCAGCUGUAGCAUUUGAAGGAGCAGACUAAAACAACUUUGCUGUGGCUGUAAUUAAUGUUUGGUCACCCUAGUGUACUGCAAUCCACAAAAAAUUAGUUACAUUUAGAUCAGGUCAGUUCAAAUCAUACCAUUCAUAGCACAAAGGGACUUCCAUUAAGAGUGUUUGAGCUGUUUGUCAUUGUACAGGUUAUGAAGUAUUGCUAUUAGUUUAUGAAGCUGGUGAGUUUUUCUGUCUUUUCCAUUCUGAUGUAUGGAAGGAAAUAACCUCUCCGCAAAGGAAAUUUUGAUCUUGUGUAUUUUACAUUUAAAAAAAAGACUAUUACCUUGAUUAUGUAGACAAAGGAUGGGUAGCAAACCUUUUUAAUUGUUCUUCUUUAAAAAAUAAAUAAAAAGGAAUUGGAGCUUGAA
Molecule: messenger RNA, 1924 nt
Organism: Stylophora pistillata
Lineage: Eukaryota; Metazoa; Cnidaria; Anthozoa; Scleractinia; Pocilloporidae
Product: 26S proteasome non-ATPase regulatory subunit 5
Biological process (GO): proteasome assembly
Cellular component (GO): cytosol
Source: RefSeq, a predicted model, not a curated record